AUGGAGGAGCUGCUGGAUGAGUUACUGGUUGGAGAGCUGGACGGAUGGAGGAGUAAGAGAGACACAGAGGAAGAAUCUACAGAGGAAGUAUUUACCAGGAAGGAUGAACCGGUGACAUUAAUGCAUGACGACAGUGAAGGUAAUGAUUCUUGGCUUGAUGCUUGUUUAAGUGAGGAAAUAGUCCUGGAGAGACUAGGUAACGUGAAGAUUAAUAAAUCACCAGGCCCAGACGGACAAAUAAGUAAGAGGAUUUUCACUAACAAGACCGUGUGGAAAGGGACAUUGUUCUCUGAUCAAGCCAACUACAGACGAGAAAAACCACAUCUGUGCUCUGAGUGUGACAAACACUUUACAUGUAAAUCAGCACUUCUUACACAUCAGAGGAGUCACACAGGAGAGAAACCAUUUACAUGUUCUGAAUGCAGCAAGUGUUUUUCCCAAAAUUCAUCUCUUGUUUUACAUCAGAGGAUUCACACAGGAGAGAAACCGUUUGAAUGCUCUGAAUGCAACAAGUGUUUUUCCCAGAAGUUACAUCUUGUGCGUCAUCAGAGGAUUCACACUGGAGAGAAACCAUUUGAAUGCUCUGAAUGUAACAAUUGUUUCAAAACAAAGCAAAAUCUUUUUAUACAUCAGAGGAUUCACACAGGAGAGAAACCGUUUGAAUGCUCUGAAUGCAACAAGUGUUUUUCCCAGAAGUUACAUCUUGUGCGUCAUCAGAGGAUUCACACUGGAGAGAAACCAUUUGAAUGCUCUGAAUGUAACAAUUGUUUCAAAACAAAGCAAAAUCUUUUUAUACAUCAGAGGAUUCACACAGGAGAGAAACCAUUUGAAUGCUCUGAAUGUAACAAGUGUUUCAAAGAGAAGCGAAAUCUUGUUAUACAUCAGAGGAUUCACACAGGAGAGAAACCAUUUACAUGUUCUGAAUGCAGCAAGUGUUUUUCCCGAAAGUCAUCUCUUGUUUUACAUCAGAGGAUUCACACAGGAGAGAAACCGUUUGAAUGCUCUGAAUCCAACAAGUGUUUUUCGCACAAGUUACAUCUUGUGCGUCAUCAGAGGAUUCACACUGGAGAGAAACCAUUUGAAUGCUCUGAAUGUAACAAUUGUUUCAAAACAAAGCAAAAUCUUUUUAUACAUCAGAGGAUUCACACAGGAGAGAAACCGUUUGAAUGCUCUGAAUGCAACAAGUGUUUUUCCCAGAAGUUACAUCUUGUGCGUCAUCAGCGGAGUCACACAGGAGAGAAAUCAUUUGAAUGCUCUGAAUGUAACAAGUGUUUCAAAGAGAAGCAAAAUCUUGUUAUACAUCAGAGGAUUCACACAGGAGAGAAACCAUUUACAUGUUCUGAAUGCAGCAAAUGUUUUGCCCAAAACUCACAUCUUGUUAGCCAUCAGAGGAGUCACACAGGAGAGAAACCGUUUAAAUGUUCUGAAUUAAUAGAGGAGGUGGGCAUUGAACUUAAGAAACUUAGAAGUGAACUUUCCACUGCUCGUGAGGGUCUAGAGUCUAUUUUGCAGACGGAUAAAACUGAGGAUUGGCUAGUUAAACUGAAUGCGCAAAUUGAUAAAUAUAAAAAUGAUCUUGUCAAUUUUAAGAGAAAUAAAUUGGAGAAGGUUGAGAGGGAUUAUCGAGAUCAUAGUGGUUUCAGAAAAUCUUUCUGGCCUUUCAUUCACUACCAACACAUGAGCAGCACCACACUCAUCCUCUUAUUCACUACCAUCAGCCCAGAAGUGCACACCUUCUUCAUUCACUAUCAUUGCCCCAGAAAUACACAGACAACCCCCUCAUACACUACAACACCUACAGACAUCCUACACCUUCUGCCCUAUGCACCACCUGUUGCUGAGCAGGGAUCCGGCCUUCUAGCUGCAGUGUGCUGCCCCAUGCUCACUGUUCUCACCUGCAGAUCAGAGGAAGCAAGACCCACCUUAGAGAGACUACAUCUGUGCUCUGAGUGUGACAAAAGCUUUACAUAUAAAUCACAUCUUCUCACACAUCAGAGGCGUCACACAGGAGAGAGACCAUAUCAAUGCUCUGAAUGCAGCAAGUGUUAUACCCAAAGGUCACAUCUUGUUAUACAUCAGAGGAGUCACACAGGAGAGAAACCAUAUAAAUGCUCUGAAUGCAGCAAGUGUUUUUCCCUGCAGUUAAAUCUUGAUACCCAUCAGAGGUGUCACACAGGAGAGAAUCCAUUUAAAUGCUCUGAAUGCAGCAAAGGUUUUUCUGUGAAGUAUAAUCUUGUUAUACAUCAGAGGAGUCACACAGGAGAGAAACCAUACAUAUGCUCUGAAUGCAGGAAGUGUUUUUACCGAAAGUCACAUCUCGUUACACACCAGAGGAGUCACACAGGAGAGAAACCAUAUAAAUGCUCUGAAUGCAGCAAAUGUUUUACCCAAAAGUCACUUCUUGUUAUACAUCAGAGGAGUCACACAGGAGAGAAGCCAUUUAAAUGCCCUGAAUGCAGCAAAUGUUUUACCCAAAAGUCACUUCUUGUUAUACAUCAGAGGAGUCACACAGGAGAGAAACCAUAUAAAUGCUCUGAAUGCAGCAAAUGUUUUACCCAAAAGUCACUUCUUGUUAUACAUCAGAGGAGUCACACAGGAGAGAAACCAUAUAAAUGCUCUGAAUGCAGCAAAUGUUUUACCCAAAAGUCAGUUCUUGUUAUACAUCAGAGGAGUCACACAGGAGAGAAACAAUUUUAA
Pseudophryne corroboree (corroboree frog) is the source of this 2697-nucleotide messenger RNA. RefSeq names its product zinc finger protein 271-like. The transcript is spliced from 7 exons. Gene Ontology annotation, biological process: regulation of transcription by RNA polymerase II. Gene Ontology annotation, molecular function: RNA polymerase II cis-regulatory region sequence-specific DNA binding; DNA-binding transcription factor activity, RNA polymerase II-specific. Bases 1 to 2697 code for a protein of 898 amino acids. The record is from RefSeq and is a predicted model, not a curated record. NCBI's taxonomy places the organism in Eukaryota, Metazoa, Chordata, Amphibia, Anura, Myobatrachidae.